AUGCAUAAUAAUCCGUUUGUCAUAGUUUUAGAGAGCCCAGUUAUGUACCGUUUACCACUUUGUCGUCUGAACUGGGCGAAUACUAACACAUUAAGAAGGCUAUCAUCAUCAAAGCAGAAAGUUGAGUUACCGAAGGAAGAUUUGAAGAAGAAAGUUCCAAAAGGUAAACUAGAUGAUCCAGUUUGUGAUAAACCUUAUGAAGAUCCGUACCUCCCAAAACAUCCAGGUGGCGUUAACCCAAUAACUGGAGAAAUUGGUGGGCCCGCUGGGCCAGAACCUACGAGAUACGGGGACUGGGAACGGAAGGGUCGCGUUACGGAUUUUUAA
Messenger RNA from Enterobius vermicularis (human pinworm), 327 nucleotides. The record is from the annotation of a GenBank genome assembly. NCBI's taxonomy places the organism in Eukaryota, Metazoa, Nematoda, Chromadorea, Rhabditida, Oxyuridae.